Molecule: messenger RNA, 2350 nt
Organism: Medicago truncatula (barrel medic)
Lineage: Eukaryota; Viridiplantae; Streptophyta; Magnoliopsida; Fabales; Fabaceae
Exons: 9
Coding region: 149-2206 (685 amino acids)
Biological process (GO): transcription by RNA polymerase I
Cellular component (GO): RNA polymerase I transcription regulator complex
Source: RefSeq, a predicted model, not a curated record
AAGAAUGACAAAAUCCAUCAUUGAUGGCACAACACCUUAAACCCUAAACAUCGAAAUUCUUUUUCCACGGCAUUCUCCGUUCUCUAUUCUCUAACCUUCCUUGAGAAAAAGGGUUUCACAGUGCUCGACGUGAACCUUAAGGGUAGCAAUGGAAGUCGAAGCAUUAGAUAUAAUACAAGCCGAUACCAACAUUACACCAACGAAACCAACCCCCCGCCGCAAGAGGAAGGACGAUGCUAGCAACCAACUCUCCGCCCGGAAAAAGAAGGAGAUGAGAAUCCGUUUAUCGCUUACAAGACCUUCUUAUGUUCUUCGUCUAUGUCCUAAACCUCUCAGAACAGAGCAUCGCCGGAGAUUGCAGUAUUUGCUGCGGAGACUCGUUAAUCAGCAUGAUUGGGUUUCAGCUAGUGGUGUUCUCAGUGUUUACUUGAAAGGAACUGUUAAUGAUGCUUCUCCGAAUAACAACCGUUUCAAAUUUUGGGGUUUACUCGAGCUUAUUAAGCAUGUGAAAAACUAUUAUAUGAAUCCAACAAGGAUCACAAAUCUUUAUGAUAUUUGGUCAAAGAAGAUUGGAUUAAUGAAGACUUGUCCAGUAGAGAGCAGGUAUGCAGUUCAAUUGGAGUUCUUGUUGUUCUGUCUUAUGCAAGGCGAUGUUAACCAAACAGAAUCUCAGCUGUCUGUAUGCAUUGAGCAAGAGAAAACUGAUAAUGAUCCCGUUUCAAAGAUGAUGAUGGGUUUGACAUUCUACGAGCUGUGGUAUUCUGGGAUUCCAGAUGUAUUUAAGUGGAGAGAUUUAGAUCAAAUUGACCGUCAAGAGAACUCACAUACGGAGGGAACCUCAUUCAGCAACAGGGUUGGACACUGUCAAGAGAACUCACAUACGGAGGGAAUCUCAUUCAGCAACAGGGUUGGACAGUCAGAAUGGUAUAAUUCAGUUGAGUCGCACAUGGCAGACUCCCAAUAUCAAUGUGACUCAGAUUCAUCUGUCAUGGGUGGUGGGCAAAUUUCUGGGGAGAUUGGCACCAAUAAAGAUAUGAUUGUUUCCAUGGAUGUUGAUACUAACCAUAGAAGAGAAAAAUCACAUCCAAUCAUUGAGGUAGGAGGUUUUUCCUUGACAUCUGAUGAAAAUCCCACAGAAGAUAUCUCGCAUACUAAUCUUGAGAAACUUGAUUUGUGGUUGUUACCCUUGCGUUUUCCGGACGGGAACAGUCUGCGUGAGUUCCAUUUCCAGCCCAGAGAUCAGUUUAAUGACUACUAUAACAAUGCAGAAAAUUAUUUACGUCUGGCUCUAAAUUCAACAUCCUUUGCAUCAGCAGCAUUACUUCCAUUAAUACAGCUGCUGUUGAUUAGAGGUCGAGUUAAUGAUGUUCUAACUUUACUUGAGAACCAAUGCAAUAGUUCAUAUUCUGUACUCCCAAUCAGUGCUGGUUCUAGGUUCGCCUAUUGCAUUUGCUUUCAAGUGAUUUUUUGGUGCUGUGUGACUGCACCGCGCACCACAGUUGUAUCCAGAUUUCAACUGCUACUUCAUCAUUUCUGUUUGGUUCAAAGCUGUGUGAUGCCAGCAACACUACAAAUAUUACGAGCUAUUCUCCUAGAGUAUUUUGAUCGAAAAAACUCUCUCUUGAUUCAAAGCUGUUUUGAGGAUAUAUUAAAGAAGGAUCCAGCAUGUCGUUAUUCUUUAGCAAAACUUAUAAAGUUUCACCAAACAGGGUACUAUGAUCUUGAAUCCCUUCUGGAAAUGAUUGCUUUACAUUUAGAUGCUACAGAUGCAGAAUACAAUACAUGGAAGGAGCUCUCUGUAUGUUUUUCUAAAUUCUCCCCCCCUGAAGACCACACGUCUACAUGCUCCAUUCAAAAAGGGCAGGGGCAGCAACAUCACUCCUUUCACCACACCCCAAAAAUAUUUACAGAGGGUAUAUCAGCAAAAUCUUGGAAUCUUCGCUGUCGGUGGUGGCUUACAAAAUAUUUCAGCAAUAGCAAGUUUGAGUCAAAUAUUAAAACUGGUAAUUUACAGUUACUCACAUACAAAGCAGCAUGUGCAUCGUACAUGUAUGGAAAAGAGUUCAGCUAUGUUGUGAAGGCCUAUUCUCAUUUACAAAAAGAAAAUGACAAUGAUUUAUUGCUAUUCUUGGAUGAGCACAAGAGAAGUUCAUAUGGAAUUUACAACAAAAAUAAAAAAAAAGCUACAUGUAUAAGAUUAAAGUGAUAAGAUAUAUUUGUUGCAUCAUGAAUAGUCAUUAUUUGAUUAAUUUGUGUUAGUUAUGGGUAUAUCUUUUUUGGUUUUAACUCCGUCAAAUUUGUAUGAGUAUGUUGAGUUUUUAGAUAAGGUCAAAGUUGUUCUUGUAUAAGA